AUGCUGGCCAGGGGGCUUCUCUGGCGCUCAGUCCUGGUCAGAGGCAGCCAGCCCUUCCCGAGCAUCUCUGGGGAGAGCCUGGAACGUCCCAGGUCACUCACGACGGAGAGUGCCGGGGUCUCCACUCGCAGUCCUCGUCCCUUCAGCGAGAUUCCCUCUCCUGGUGACAAUGGCUGGGUAAACCUGUACCGCUUCUGGCGGGAGAAAGGCACACACAGAAUUCACUAUCGCCACGUCCAGAACUUCCAGAAGUAUGGCCCCAUUUACAGGGAGAAGCUGGGCAACGUGGAUUCGGUCUACAUCAUAGACCCCGAAGACGUGGCCAUUCUCUUUAAUUCCGAGGGUCCCAACCCGGAGCGAUACCUCGUGCCCCCCUGGGUCGCCUAUCACCAGUACUAUCAGAGACCCAUAGGAGUCUUGCUGAAGAACGCGGAAGCCUGGAAGAAGGACCGGGUGGUCCUGAACCAGGAGGUGAUGGCUCCAGAGACCAUCAAGAACUUCGUGCCCCUGCUGGACGGAGUGGCUCGGGACUUCAUCGGCGUCCUGCGCAGGCGCAUCAAGCAGGAGGGCUUGGGAAAGUUCUCAGGAGACAUCAGCGAUGACCUGUUUCGCUUUGCCUUUGAGUCCAUCACCAGCCUCAUGUUCGGGGAGCGCCUGGGGAUGCUGGAGGAGGUGGUGGAUCCCGAGGCCCAGCGCUUCAUUGACGCCAUCUAUCAGAUGUUUCACACGAGCGUGCCCAUGCUCAGUCUCCCACCAGAGCUGUUCCGGCUGUUCAGAACCAAGACCUGGAGGGACCACGUGGCCUCAUGGGAUGUGAUUUUCAGUAAAGCUGACAAGUACACCCAGAACUUCUGCUGGGACUCAAGACAGAAAAAAACGGUCAGCAGCAAGUACCCUGGCGUCCUCUACAAACUCCUGGAAACCAGCAAGCUGCCCUUCGAGGACGUCAAGGCCAACAUCACUGAGAUGCUGGCCGGAGGUGUGGACACGACGUCCAUGACCCUGCAGUGGCACUUAUACGAGAUGUCGCGCAACCUGAAGGUGCAGAAUAUGCUGCGGGCGGAGGUCCUGGCUGCCCGGCGCCAGGCCCAGGGAGACAUAGCCACGAUGCUGCAGUUGGUCCCGCUCCUCAAAGCCAGCAUCAAGGAGACCCUGAGACUCCACCCCAUCUCCGUGACUCUGCAGAGAUACCUUGCCAAUGACUUGGUUCUUCGAGAUUACAUGAUUCCUGCCAAGACACUGGUUCAGGUGUCCAACUACGCCCUGGGCCGAGAACCCGCCUUCUUUGUGAACCCGGAGAAUUUUGAUCCCACCCGAUGGCUGAGCAAAGACAAGAACAUCACCCACUUCCGGAACCUGGGCUUUGGCUGGGGUGUGCGCCAGUGUCUGGGUCGGCGGAUGGCUGAACUGGAGAUGACCAUCCUCCUCAUCCAUAUGCUGGAGAACUUCCGAGUUGGAAUCCAACAUCUCAGUGAUGUGGGCACCACGUUCAACCUCAUCCUGGUGCCUGACAAGCCCAUCUUCUUGACCUUCCAGCCCCUUAAGCAGGAUGCACCCCCAGCGUGAUCUGAGAGGAUGCCAGCAGCCAUGCAGGGAGAAGGCUGGGUGGGGGGUGCUGUGGAUCUCUUCCUCUGUCUCCAGGCCUGCU
Messenger RNA from Carlito syrichta (Philippine tarsier), 1648 nucleotides. RefSeq names its product cholesterol side-chain cleavage enzyme, mitochondrial (gene CYP11A1). Gene Ontology annotation, molecular function: oxidoreductase activity, acting on paired donors, with incorporation or reduction of molecular oxygen; heme binding; monooxygenase activity. Lineage: Eukaryota; Metazoa; Chordata; Mammalia; Primates; Tarsiidae. The record is from RefSeq and is a predicted model, not a curated record. The transcript has 9 exons. Gene Ontology annotation, biological process: cortisol metabolic process; cholesterol metabolic process; C21-steroid hormone biosynthetic process. Gene Ontology annotation, cellular component: mitochondrial inner membrane. The coding region runs from base 1 to 1566 and encodes 521 amino acids.